Molecule: messenger RNA, 629 nt
Organism: Tarenaya hassleriana
Lineage: Eukaryota; Viridiplantae; Streptophyta; Magnoliopsida; Brassicales; Cleomaceae
Product: thioredoxin-like protein Clot
Exons: 2
Coding region: 66-464 (132 amino acids)
Cellular component (GO): cytosol
Molecular function (GO): protein-disulfide reductase [NAD(P)H] activity
Source: RefSeq, a predicted model, not a curated record
CCUCUCUGUUUUUGGGUAGGUUAUGUCAAGUUUGGGAUGUCCUACUUCCUCCUCAGCAGCGGCAAAUGGCAAUGAAGGCAUGGGACGCGACCCCCUCCACCCUGGAAUCGGUGUUGCAACGUUUGAGAUCUGAGGCAGUGAACCGCAAGAUCAGUCUGAUUCUCUUCUUGGCCGACAAGGAUCCCUCUACCGAUCUCAGCUGGUGUCCUGACUGCGUGAGAGCUGAGCCUGUGAUUUACAAGAUGCUGGAGGAGUGGCCUGAGGAGGUGAGCCUUAUUCGGGCUUACGCCGGCGACCGAGCUACCUGGAGGAACCCGGCGCACCCUUGGAGACUCGACCCUCGGUUCAAGCUCACCGGAGUGCCCACCCUUCUCCGCUGGGAGGGGGACCGUUUCAUCGGCCGUCUUGAGGAUCACGAAGCCCACCUUCCUCACAAGAUCCACGCCCUUCUUGCUUCCGGUUAAAUUCCGUUUGUUCCUGUUUUAUGCCCCGAAAUAAGACUCUCGCCAGGUUCAUAAUAAAAUCAUGGAAAUUUAUCAUUAUCGCCUGUAGCUGACAUUUGUGGAUCAUGCUUUGUCAGCAGCAUAAUUGCAUUAUAUAUUAUAUUAAUACAACUUAAUGUUAGUGCA